Molecule: messenger RNA, 912 nt
Organism: Venustampulla echinocandica
Lineage: Eukaryota; Fungi; Ascomycota; Leotiomycetes; Helotiales; Pleuroascaceae
Exons: 3
Coding region: 1-912 (303 amino acids)
Source: RefSeq, a predicted model, not a curated record
AUGCGUGAUACGACCAGACAGAUCAAGAUGGAGAAACCUUGCCUCAAUUGGUGGAAGAAGACUUCCCCUAUUCGAAAUCAAUUGGCAGGAGCUCUAGGCAACAAUGCAGAGAGGAGCAACGACGUCGCAGGCAGCCUUGAUCAAGCCAAUGCAAUUGCUAGAUCGAGGAACAGGAGACGAACAAAAAGAAAACCCUGCACUGGAGCCCUCCAAAAUACUAAUUCUCUUUCUGGAUACCACUCAGCAUGUUCUCAGCUCAUUCGAUGCGUCAAACAGGUCGAAUCCACAGAGAUACCCUCCCAGAUGAACCUAAACACUAGCGUUAGGACUCAUAUAUUCAAGGAGAUGAGCUCCACAUUCAAGCUCAAUACAGUUGUUAGAAAACUAUUAAAACCCCUGCCAACUGGCGAAUUAGAUCAAUUCGACGGCCAGGCUACCCCUCAACAGAUGCUUGCCUACCAACAGAGAGUGGGUAGUAUCAAUUACGCGUCUGUUAUUACACGAGCCGAUGUAUCCAAAUCCAUCUCCAAAUUGGCCGAAUUUCAACUUAAUCCAGCCCCAAAACACCUUGCUGCAGCCGACCAGCUAUUACAGUACUUGGAGGGCAGCCAAAGUGGAAGCCACAUUGCAAAUCAGAGCUCGAAACGGAGGACACACGCGCGGAACCCGAAUAGUCUGUACGAUACCGGACUCGAAGGAGGCAACAGAUAUAACGCAGGUAGCACAGCCGAACGACAGAGUCGAACUGGUACCUUGCAGACCAGAGAGAAUCCCUUUAAGCAGUUUGUCCGAAAUAGGACCAAUCCACCGGAACGCGAUGUCGAGGAUAUGGAUGAUAACCGCAGAAGCCGACGAGCCAGACGAGAUUAUGUCGCGAAAGAGCUACUCACCAGACUCGUAUUCCAAUUCUAG